Cladocopium goreaui is the source of this 4048-nucleotide messenger RNA. The record is from the annotation of a GenBank genome assembly. NCBI's taxonomy places the organism in Eukaryota, Dinophyceae, Suessiales, Symbiodiniaceae.
AGCUUUGGUUCAGUUUCCACGGUGAAACCGCGGCUUCUUCGGGAUUGAUCCUUGACGAAGUCAAGCAGUCGUCGAUCCGAAGGACCAUGGGAGACCCCAACCCCGAGCUGCCCCAUGUACCCAGCAAGGUCGAAGAAUCUGAUGAGAUCUUGCCUGUCGUCGAUGCUCCGCAGGAGGGCAAGGAGGUGGUCGUCAAAGAGAAAAGGAAGAUGGCUUCGCUCUGCAAGCUCUUCUCCAUGAUGGACGGCCUGGACGGCUUCGUGUUGACGCUGGGCAUGAUCGGUGCCAUUGGCAACGGCGUGUCGCAGCCUUUAAUGUGCAUCGUUUUUGGCGAUCUCAUCGAUGGCAUGGGCAUGUCGGGCGCCACUCCGGAGGACUAUGCGGCGCUGACGCCAGCGCAGCAGGCGGCCAUCAUGGAGGGCGCCAUGAAUGGAAUGAUGGAUGAGAUGAAUCGGCUUUGCCUCAUCAUGUGCCUGGUGGGUGUUGCAAACAUCGUGGCCGCCACCCUGCAGGGUGCCUGCUUCAAGAUCUUCGCUGAAAACCAGGCCCGCAAGUUCCGCAUCGAGUACUUCGACAUUGUGCUCCACCAGGACGUGAGCUGGUUCGACCUCAAGGAGAUCGCCGCAUUGCCCUCGGAGAUCAACGACGACUUGGAGAAGAUCCAGGACGCAUUUGGCGACAAAUUUGGGAACGGCAUCAUGUCAGGCUCUGCCUUCAUCGGUGGCUUUGCUUGCGCCUUUGGCCUGGGUUGGCUCGUGGCGCUGGUGAUGUGUGCCAUGCUGCCCUUCAUGGGAGUUGGAGCUGCCGUCAUGGGAAAGGCGGUUCAGGAAAUUCAGAUGGAAUCUCAGAGUUGGUACGCCAAGGCUGCUACAGUCGUCGAGGAGUGUCUCUACUCCAUGCGCACGGUGGUCGCCUUUGGCGGCGAGUUUAAGGAGCUCAGCAAAUUCCAGGCCGCUGUGGUGCAAGCCCGGCGAGGCGGUGUCCGCAAUGGCUUCAAGAUCGGCUUGGGAAUGGGCUACACCAUGAUGAUCGUUUUCUUCGGCUAUGCCCUGGCCUUUUGGUUCGGCAUGACUCUUCGCUACAACGGCUCGAUCAACCCCUCCACCGGAAAGGAAUGGCAGCCAGGAAACAUCAUGGCCAUCUUCUUCUGCGUCUUUAUUGGCAGCUUCAUGGUUGGCAACCUGGACCCCAGCAUCAAGGCCAUGCAGGCGGCGCGCAUGGCCGCCGGACGCUUCUUCCAGGCCAAGGAGAACAAGCCCACGAUCCAAUGCCGUGGAACGGACAGUCGGCAGGAGUUGACCAGCAUCGAGAAAUUCGAAUUCCAAUCUGUGUCUUUCUUCUACCCGGCGCGUCCCGAAGUGAAGAUCCUCAACGGCCUCUCGCUGACCUUGCAGCGCGGCCAGAAGGCCGCCGUGGUCGGCGAGUCCGGCUCCGGCAAGUCCACGGUCAUGGCGCUGUUGGAACGCUUCUAUGACCCCAGCUCUGGUGUGGUGCAGGUGAACGGCCAUGACAUGAAGAACUUCAAGACGAGUUCCCUGCGCAGGUGCAUUGGAUACGUGGGGCAGGAGCCUGUGCUCUUCGCCAGCUCGAUCAAACACAACAUCAUGCAGGGCUUCCCCAACGCCUCCAAGGAAGACUUUCAGCAGGCCUGCGAUGAUGCCCAGCUGGGUUUUGUGGAUAGCCUGCCGGAAAAAUACAACACCUUCGUGGGAGCUGGUGGCGGUCAGUUGUCAGGCGGCCAGAAGCAACGUAUCGCCAUCGCUCGGGCCUUGCUGAAGAAGGCCUCCUUCCUCUUCCUGGAUGAGGCCACCAGUGCCUUGGACAACAACUCGGAGAAGAUGAUCCAGCAGACCAUCGACAGCAUCAGUUCCAAAGCAGAGAAUGGCUUGGGCAUCGUCAGCAUCGCUCACCGCUUGAGCACCGUACGUAAUUCGGACCUGAUCUACGUGCUCAGUCGGGGCAGUCUUGUGGAGAAGGGUAACCACAGUCAGUUGAUGGAGAAGAAAGGAACUUACUACGCCCUGGUGGCAGCCCAGGAGUCGUCCCAGAAGCACGACGAAGAGGAGGACGAGGCAGUGAUCAACGCUGCGACCCUUCCCCACGACCACACCGCUGCGGUGCUCACCCGUCGACAGUCCACUGAGAGUGCCGAGUCCGAGACGCAACGUGUGACAAGGGAGAAGAAGGAGCAGGAGGAACGCGAGAAAAAGAUCGACAAGGAGUACAAGGUUCCCAUGGGUCGGCUGUUGAGCUUCAACAAGCCCGAGUGGCCCUUCUUCAUCCCCGCCAUUCUGGGUGCGCUGAUCGACGGCUCGGCGAUGCCGGUCUGCACCGUGGCAUUGGUGGGGUCAAUGGAUGCCUUUUUCCUUCCCAACAAGGAAGAUAUGAAGAGCGAAUUGGAAUUGAUGGCUAUCAUUUUCGUGAUCAUUGGCGUCAGCGUGCUGAUCGGAAGCACCAUCUCGCACGGCUGCUUCAGCAUCCUGGGCGAAGCCAUGACGCAGCGCUUGCGCGUGACCAUUCUGACCUCCAUGUUCCGCCAGGAAGUCGGCUUCCACGACAACCCCGAAAACACACCAGGCAUGCUGUCGAAAGCCUUGGAGCUCUGGGCCUUCAGAGUGGCCACAUUGUGCAAGUCGAUCCAAGCCAAGGCGGCCGCUAUGAGCUCCUUGGUGGUGGGCAUCGCUCUGGCCUUCGCCUACAGCUGGCAAAUGUCUCUGGUGAUGUUGGGCUCUAUUCCCAUCAUGGUGGCAGCCAAUGCCAUCCAGAUGUUGGUGCUGCUGGGUGCCUCCAAGAACGAGAAUGAGAAUCUCACAAAUGCCCAGCAGGUGGUCACCGACUCUGUCAUGAACGCCCGCACCGUGCAAGCCUUGGGAGUGGAGAAGUCCCUGGUGGCAAUGUACGUAGGCUGGGUGGAUAAGUCCGUGCAUGGCAUGUGCCGGCGCAACUGGCUGGCGGGUCUGGGCUUCGGCGUGUCAUCAGGCAUCAUGUUCUUCAUCAUGGCGGGUGGCUUCUACAUCGCUUCGCUGCUGAUCAAAGACGGCACCUCCGACUUCAAGAGUGUCAUGAUGGCUUUCAUGGGCAUUUUCUAUGCUGGCAUGGGCGCAGGACAGGCGGCUGUGAUGAUGGGAGAUGCCACCAAGGCAAAAGUUGCCUGCCACGACAUGUUCAAACUGAUUGAUCGGGAGUCGCUGAUCGAAGGCUUGGCGCCCAAGGGCUCAGCCCCCGAGAAGUUGGACGCGGGGACCAUCGAGUUCGUGGACGUGAAGUUCUUCUAUCCCUUCCGUCCUGAGAUUCAAGUCUUGAAAGGAAUCACCUUCAAGAUCUCCGCAGGACAAUCUGUGGGCUUGGUGGGUCCAUCAGGUGGAGGCAAGAGCACCGUGAUGUGCCUUCUGCAACGCUUCUACGACCCACAAGAGGGCUCAGUGCUCAUCGGACAGGACAAGGCGACGUUGAGUUCGUUGAACAUCCGCUGGUGGCGCAAACAGAUCGGCUUCGUUGGACAGGAGCCAGUGCUGUUCAACACCACCGUGAGGAACAACAUCUUGUACGGCUUGGAAGACGGAGAGACUGUGACACCCGAAUACAUCGCGGAGUGCGAAAAGAUGUGCAAUUUGGGCUUCUUGUACAAGAACGGCAACCAGGGCUUGACCACUGAGGUGGGUCCCCGCGGAAGCCGCCUCUCUGGCGGCCAGAAGCAGCGGGUGGCCAUCUGCCGUGCGCUGAUGCGAGAUCCUCGGGUGAUGUUGUUGGACGAAGCCACCAGCGCAUUGGACACACAGAGUGAAGCCAUCGUGCAGAAGGCCCUGGAGGCAGCCUUGCAGGGCCGCACCUCCUUCGCCAUUGCGCACCGCUUGUCCACCAUCCAAGGCUGUGACGUGAUUUUGGUGAAUGCAGAUGGCCGUGUAGUGGAGCAGGGCAAUCACAAUGAACUCAUGGCUUUGAAGGGAGUCUACUACAAGCUGCAGAUGCAAUCCCAGAAGUGAGCGCUGAACCCAACUGCUUUGAUGUGGCAAAACAUCGCGCACCCUAAUUUUCUCAUGGAUUUUGA